Molecule: messenger RNA, 1160 nt
Organism: Raphanus sativus (radish)
Lineage: Eukaryota; Viridiplantae; Streptophyta; Magnoliopsida; Brassicales; Brassicaceae
Product: F-box protein At3g08750
Exons: 1
Coding region: 12-1160 (382 amino acids)
Molecular function (GO): protein binding
Source: RefSeq, a predicted model, not a curated record
UCCGCGCGAUCAUGGCUUCUUCAAAGCGUUCUUGGUCGUUGUCGACGCUGCCACCGGAGUUAAUAGAAGAGAUACUCUACAGAACUCCGGCGAAAUCUCUAGUCCGAGCAAAACCAACGUGCAAGAAAUGGUACGCUCUCAUCACCAACAAGAGAUUCAUCUACAACCACCUCGAUCGCUCCCCGAAAAGAUUCAUGAGAACCGUCGAUACGAUACAGAUCUUGGAUCCGGUGACAAGAACACUCUCCGAGACACCAAUCCCAAACGCGUUCCAGCCACCGUACAAGAUCGAUACUAUGGUUCACUGCGACGGGCUCAUGUUAUGUAUGUGUGGUCGUUGGGGUUCGCGGGAGGAAGAAAGAUACGUACACCUCGCGAUUUGGAACCCGGUCCUGAGGCAGAUCAGGUGGAUUAAACCGUCGAAGUGUUUCACUACUUCUGAUUACUACGGGAUUGGAUACGACAGCAAGAAGAAGUCUCGUGACGGUGGUUACAAGAUAUUGAGGUUUUCUGAUCGACGGGAUGAUCAUUGGUAUUUUGAUUAUUGUGGUGAGCCACAGGUCGAGGUUUACGAGUGCAAGACUCGUUCGUGGAGGACUCUCGACGCGAAGGUUGAUUGGCAUGUGGAUAUCGCGUGCAAAGGUGUGGCUGCGAUGGGUAACAUGUACUGGCUUGCUCAGAAGGAGGGAAGGUUCAUUCUAGGUUUUGAUUUCUCCGUUGAGAGAUUCAAGAACGUAUGCUACUGUCCUCGUUCCGCUUACGAUCAUUAUCUGGCUUGUUUCGAGGGAGAUAGAUUGUCUUUGCUACAGCAAGACGAAGAGUCGAGGGUGAUUGUGGUGUGGGUUACGAACAAGUUGACUGAUGUGGAUGUCUCGUUCACCAAGUAUUUCAGUGUGUCUCGACCUGAUGUUCCGGCGUUACCGUUCUGUACUGAAAUGGCUCCACUGGUGUACUUCAUCGGCAAGCAGAAACGUAUCACCGCUUGGUGCGAGAGAACUGAAGGAGAGCGUGAUACGUUUCGUGUUUUGUUCACUCUAUACGAAAUUGAUGAGAGUGGGCUUAUAGAAGGAAGUGAGACAGGACGAGACACCGAGACUUGCAGCUUUCGCUCUUUCCUUUGCGGCUACGUGUACGUUCCAAGCCUGGUCCCUCUUCCAUGA